AUGGUAAAGCUGUUUUGCGUCAUCGUUGGUGUGAAGGGAAGUGCGUUUCCUGUCAACAUUGAUACGACUAAGAGUGUGUGUGUGGGGGACCUAAAAGACGCAAUCACGGCAAAGAAUGCGAGCGCCUUAAAGAACGUUGAUGCGGACCAACUGCGUCUUUUAUUGGCAAAGGAAACGGACGGCGAGUGGCUCUCGUCUGGCUUGAAAAUCGUGAAGAAGCAGAAGAAGGGUGAGAAAACUGCUUAUAUUGAAGCACUCACGGCGGAAGAAAAUGAGCUGCAGGCAGAUCACUUCCUUGAGGUUAUUUUUGUUAAAAAAAACUCUCCCACCGCGUGGCUACAUCCACGUACUGAUCAAGCUACUUGA
Molecule: messenger RNA, 366 nt
Organism: Peronospora farinosa
Lineage: Eukaryota; Oomycota; Peronosporomycetes; Peronosporales; Peronosporaceae
Source: the annotation of a GenBank genome assembly